Messenger RNA from Maylandia zebra (zebra mbuna), 1121 nucleotides. RefSeq lists its product as uncharacterized. Lineage: Eukaryota; Metazoa; Chordata; Actinopteri; Cichliformes; Cichlidae. The record is from RefSeq and is a predicted model, not a curated record.
AAGUCAUGGAUGAGUUGCGUGAAAAAAAGUACAUAAUGGGGAAAGACAGACGAGAGAUGGUUCGGAUCGUCGCUGAAGAUUACCUCCAUAAACACCCAGGAAGACCUGGUAGACAAAAGCUGAGGGAACUCGCCAGUAUGAUUGUAGGACAAUAUCCUGCCUCCUUCAAGCUGACAGAGCCGUUUGGAAACAAACCUUUUGCAAAAGAUGGUUCUGAAACUCUCUUUCGUCAGCUGGAACACAGAAUUGAAAAUAUGAAGAGGCCACAAAGCUCACUGAAGAGGCAAGCAGGGGGUGAAAAUUCAACAAAGAAAAGGCCCAGGAAUUCAGAUCUGUAUGGAUGUGUGGCGUGGGAUCCAAUCAUUGAGGGGGCCGUGUGUAGAGAAGACCUGCUGUCUAAACGAGAUGAGUUGAAACGUGCCUUUCAAACCCAGGAUCUUCAGGAGUCAUCUGUUCGAAAAUUGAUGACUGAAACAUAUCCCAUUCAGCGUGAAAUCCUCAACGAUGAUGAUACCACUAUUGCCGUUGUAAAGGACGAGUGGCCGUUCCUGUUUGAAGUUCCUCACCUGUUUGAUCAUGCAUCUAAACUCCUUGGCUUCUCUGUACAAAACAAGCUGGCACAGGAACUUUCCAAAAAAGAAAAGGGGAUCAAUGACUUCCUUGACUCCAAAGGGAUGAAGAUGGGCGAAGGUCCAAUACAGCUCAUCUGUGGCAUUUCAAAAUACUUCAAGGAAGACUCUUAUAAACUCUUCCACAAAAAAGAGAUCUCUGCAGAUCCUGAAGUCGAACUCCCAGUGACCCCAUGCAUCCUAAUCAGAGGUGACCAGCAAUUCAAGAUUGCUGUUGAUGGGUUACUUGUCAAUGACCACAUCACCUCUCCCAUUGUGGCCUUGAGCUACGUCUUCUCCAUGUUUUAUGUCUGCAACGUCCAAUACCCACCGGAGAUGGCUUUUACUCUCGAAUUCAUGCAAAGAGUUUUCUUUGGGGUCAAUCCUGAGCGAGGCUCUAAGGCAGAGAAGAAGGGGAAGAAACGGCACUUCAUUCCUCCACAGGUGUGCAAGCUGGUUUCUCAGCUGAAGGAAUUUGAAUGCAAGCAGAAGGAAUCUGAAUGGGCCAUUUGA